UGUAAUAAUGGGCAUAGGCCCAAAAGGCCUUGAAAAACCCUAAUUCUCUUUAGCAACAUAGCUUAUUAACUUCGGAAAAUCAGCUGCCCCCUUCUCUAUUAGAACUUAGGGUUUCAACGCUGCACUCUUUCCGCACGCUUAGGGUCGCCAAGCUUCAAACAAACAUGGCUGACAAAGCGGUUACCAUCAGAACAAGGAAGUUUAUGACUAACAGGCUCCUCUCCAGAAAGCAAUUCGUCAUUGAUGUUCUUCAUCCAGGAAGGGCAAAUGUUUCUAAGGCUGAGCUUAAGGAGAAGCUUGCUAGGAUCUAUGAUGUUAAGGACCCCAACACCGUGUUUGUGUUCAAGUUCCGCACCCAUUUCGGAGGUGGCAAAUCAACUGGUUUUGGUUUGAUUUAUGACACUGUUGAGAAUGCUAAGAAGUAUGAGCCUAAGUACAGACUUAUUAGGAAUGGACUUGAUACUAAGGUUGAAAAGUCAAGGAAGCAAAUGAAGGAAAGAAAGAACAGGGCAAAGAAGAUCCGUGGAGUAAAAAAGACCAAGGCUUCUGAUGCUGCCAAGGCUGGAAAGAAGAAAUGAGUUUUCAAACAUCCCGGUUCUGUUUUUAAGAUUCUUGUGGUGUUGGAAUUUUGUAAUGGCUAUUUUAUUUUAUAGAUUCCUAGAUUGAAAUGUUUCGGUAAAUGCCCUUAUCUUUUUGGCUCUUAAAUUAUUAAUGUUCAGUUACAACUUAAGAUUUAGGAGAACUCAGUUGAUAACUUACGGCUGUUUUCAAAUGUUUGCUAGACUGUGAUUAUGAAUUCCUAUGGUGCUUGAAAAUUUGACGGAUCAAUCACUUAUUUUAUAGGAUUUUUA
Messenger RNA from Arachis stenosperma, 851 nucleotides. Its product is annotated as 40S ribosomal protein S24-1. Gene Ontology annotation, biological process: translation. The transcript has 5 exons. Bases 165 to 578 code for a protein of 137 amino acids. NCBI's taxonomy places the organism in Eukaryota, Viridiplantae, Streptophyta, Magnoliopsida, Fabales, Fabaceae. The record is from RefSeq and is a predicted model, not a curated record. Gene Ontology annotation, cellular component: ribosome. Gene Ontology annotation, molecular function: structural constituent of ribosome.